Messenger RNA from Hyalella azteca, 6727 nucleotides. RefSeq lists its product as uncharacterized. The transcript has 2 exons. Bases 313 to 6549 code for a protein of 2078 amino acids. NCBI's taxonomy places the organism in Eukaryota, Metazoa, Arthropoda, Malacostraca, Amphipoda, Hyalellidae. The record is from RefSeq and is a predicted model, not a curated record.
UUGCUUCGAAAAUGUGCGAGCUAACUUUACGUGAGACUGUGCUGAAGUUAUUCGUAUAAUACCACCGCGUUAUUUAAAUAGAGAGACUGAGGGUCAUCUUGACUCAAAGACUGAGGGUCUUGAGACUCAAACUUGAAGUGUUGAAAGAACGGGGGCUGAUGAACGAGUUGAAAAAAGUUGAACAUUAUUAAAAGGGAAAACUUAAUAAACGAACACUGGAAGUUAAGUGUGUCUGCGCGGUCGUCAACAAUUGGUCCUGAAUUCAGAUCAAACUGGCUUCUGACUAACCCUGAUUGAACUGCUGACAUCAGGAUGGCGAGGGCAACCGCAACGGAGUUGAUCACAAUCUUUCUGAUGUGCGGGGCAGUCCGAGCAACUUCAUCGACAUCGACGUCAGAAUUGAUUUUUCUGCCUGAAUUGCAAACCCAGGGAACAAAUUUUCAAACAGAAUCUGACUGGAAACCGUUGGAUUUCUCUCCCAGUCAGAAUUGGAGGGAGAUAAUUAACCGGAUGAGUCGAGUAAACCUAGGACAUGGACGAAACACGGUCCUGAGUAACGUGAAGGCCAUUUUGGCGAGAGAAAUGCCUUUAUGGGACUCUGAAGUUGAGCCAGCCAGCGUCCACGCUGCUUUUCAGACCAAAAAUGCGUCAGGAUAUGGAAGAGAUGAGAACAAAUCUGGUCAAAGUGUUAAUAACAUCCGACGAACCUUGGAUCUUGGCAGCGCUUCGAUGUCCGGUGAGGCAGAUUCGACACUGAAUCGAGGAAAAGACACAACUCCAAUUGAUCGAUUACGCGAAUCAGCUUCUCACAGACUCGAUAUUUUCAGACGACGCUUCAACGGUCAAAUAAAUCAACAAAAUAAUAGAAACGAAUCCCUUGCUAUACUCGGUGAUAAGAAAAAAUUCAAAUUACAACCGUCAUCGAGUAUGAAGAAUAAGUCUGAUGAGAUAAACCGUCAGUUCAGAUACAAAACCAAGACCGCGUCCGUCAGCGACGGCGUCAAAAUCGCAACUAGUCACACGGAUACUAUGAAAACAGCCAAAAAAUUAGCAAAUGUCUUCAAACCUAGUGUUCAAUGGUGGUCAUCACAAGUAGAUACAAAAGAAAAAAGUAAGCCUGUGAAUCUUAAUAUAGUGAGCUUCAACACCAAAAAGUUACAACAAACCAACGCUUUACAAGACAACUCUAAACGAGUGGCUAUUCUGCACAUACCACCAAGGGAUGCGACGCGGCAGCGAAACAAAACCGACGAUCAGCAAGGACCAGCUUCUCAAAUUCAGAGUCCAUUAUUUUUACAGUCAUCUUAUAGCGGCAGUUACCUUGCAGGAAAUAAAGUAAAUGAUCUCAAUCCCAGUAAGGAUGAUUCCAUGCAAGAAAUUGUCACGCCUUUCCUCAUCAUUCCGCACACCGGUAAGAAGAUACUCCUGAGUAACUUGUCGACGCCAGUGGUGAGCGAUAUCAUCGCAGCAGAACGGCGCCAAGACAUCAAUCCACUUCGGUUAAUGGUGAGGCCUUUCAAAAAUCUGCUGAAGAACAACAACCCCAACUCGCAACCACAGCUUCAAAGCAACGUGCAAACUCAGAGCGUCAGGCUGAAUAGAGUUAGUCUCGACCACUUGCCUCCAGGGAAUUUCAUAAUAGAAUUCGGACCGCCAAAAGGAGAAGAUAUAAUGGAAUCGACAAGCCCAGAGAGCAUCAACAGGGCCAGGAGCCCAGCCACAAUCUCGCUCGAUGAUGGAUCAUCUGUAAAUAUUCGUGGACCACCAUUAACGUCACAAGGAAAUGUCGUGGCGGAUCCUCAAAAACCAGUUUUUAUACGAUCGCCAGUUCAGUUACUGGAACUACCUGCAUUACCUCUCGCAACUCAGCCACAAUCCUCGAACGCUCAUAUUCCGCAAAAUAUUGAGCAAGUCCACACGAUUAUCGACGGAGUUCCGCUGCAGUCGAUGUUUAGAUUAGAAACGGGAGACUUGACCAGCCACAAACAGAAUCCACAAAAUUUAUUCUCAGGAACUUCUACCCAUAACUUCCAGUCGCUUCAGAUCGCCCCUUUUUCUGAAACUUUCGCUACUAGUGGAAGUUCGCCUUCAACGUUUAUUCAACCUGAAAAUCAAGAAAAAUCUCACAAGACGAGAUCUGCACUCUAUGUUCCAAGUUCUUCCACUUCCAGCGUUAGCUAUCAUAACCCGGUUCAUGAGCUUACCAACAGCGCACCUCCAUCGCAAAUAGGUUUCGGCCACCCUCAUGAAGGCUCCAUACUCAUCAAAGAGACGGCGCCAAGCUCCGUGAGUACAUACGGCACAACCAAAGCAACACCAACAGCCACAACAGCAUCAGUUACCACCACAACCACGACAACCACCAAAGCCACGACCACUACGAAACGAGUACCACCUCUUUUGGCAGGCAAGUAUCAGUUGCCUGGUGGUACGUCAAAGCCAGGACGACUGCCGUGGCCCAACACAGUGCUAGCUCAUUUGCCGAUAGUGCCUCCGAAACUGCCUCGGGGAAAGGACGUUUCUUCCUACUCAGGAUACCAUGGACAACACCGCCCAACAGCUCACAGUGCAACCGGCUUCAAAUUACCGGACCUGAGCAUGUUCAACCCCUUCAAGUAUUUGUUUUCCAGUAGAUCUAACUCCCCCAAGCGAGACACUUACUCGACUUCCGACACCACGAGGCAGGAGAUACCCAAGCAAGAAAGCGAUUCAUUUAGUAUUCUAGAUUGGUUCACGGCGCCAUCUCGCAGCUAUGCGACUUUAAAAGAUGAGGGACCAGCCUUGCCCUUUUCAGUGGGAUUGAGUUUCCCAUCUCCAUUUUUAGGAGUCUCCGCCCAACUCAGAAACAAGUCUCCGGCUAGAAAAGAACCCCUGGGCUAUUCUUCCGACCUAACAAGCCACUUUGACACAAUCAAGCUAGGUAAUAAAUACAAAAUUCCUCAAACAGUACCUGGAGGCAACGUGGGAAACGGUGAUCACUACAAAGGUGUUUCACAACCAGACAUCAUAUUCCAAACCACUGAGGAGAAAUCACCUCUUUACUACGUCCUCAAUCCAGAAGCGUUGACUAAUCAUAAGCUGCAAGUAGGACACAACGCUGGGCCAAGUUUGAUCCCACAAAUUCCUCAAAUUCAGAAUGGACAGCCCGAAAUCAGCUCUUACAGUGAGCUGAAGAGAAAUUUCCGAAGAGGUAAACAUUCAGACGCUUUGCCGGAACCUCGACGCGACGUCCUAGCUAAUGCAAAUUAUGAGGACGGUAAAAUAAAACUUCCAACAUCAUUUUUCAGUGAACGUUUGAUGCAAUUGAAAGCACAUUUUAGCCAAGAAGAUCAAGGACUCGAGCCAAAUCAAACCCGCCAAAAAGUCUCGUCAUUGACGGGAUCCUUGCCGAAACCCAAGGCAUCCAACGCGGGACUGAGCAGCAAAACUAGAGAGCAGGUUCGAGAUCCAAGCCUUUUCGUAACCGCGGACGAAAUAAUGCGAGAUGAAUUUCAGGCCAUGCAAAAGAAAUCCGUAAAGCAAGUCCCUAAAUUACAUCGAUGGAGACCCAUCGAAAGUACGAAGCAGUCGCAUUCGAACUUCCAAGCAUCUGCGGCAGACUCCAACAAAAUCAUCGAAGUUGCACCUCAAGCCAUUGAUCAGACGGAUCAACUAGGCGCAGCGGCCAGUCAAAUUGAUAUGAGUAAACAAAAUAAUAAUUUACGAAUUUCGGUAAUGGCAAGACGCAUGGGAGAAGGAGAACAAGUUUUCAUUGAUGAUGUAAUGGAUGAAAACAUAGAAACCACGAGCAACGAACAAGUAGAUAUGAAACAUACUACUGAACAUGAAGACAUGAAUUUCCGAACAGCUGUUACGGAUGUCAUGGUGAAAGCUCCAGUAAAUGAUGACGAGUAUUACUUCGGAUUGAAGAAAACAAUAAACCACAUACCUAUUAGUAAAGCUAUGCACCAAUUGAUCGGAACGCAUAAACUUCCAAAGGAAACUUCAGAAAAUGAGACCCAGCAUUCAAAAACAAACUAUCAAUUCAACAAUCCAGAUGAAACUCAAGAAAAAAAUAACAGUAACACUGAUGCUGAAUUUGGAUCACAGAACACCAACCAGCUGUCCAUUGAACAGAACGACAAAAAUGAGCGAGCUACUAAUCCACGCGGAGAACCAAUAACUUGGACUUCCAAGGUAAUUAAACACUAUGAAGAAAACGCAGGUCCACAGGCCGUGAACUUAACUCGAGUCAAGUGGGGUUUUUGGCAGGCAGCAGACAUGGACAAUCGGCCCGCAUCUAUUGAGCUACAGCGAAUCAACAAGCCUGUGUUUCAUCUUGGCUCGCCCCAACAGCAGCGAGAAGGCCAGGAUGAUCACUCGACAUCAGAGUCCAGUCAAAGUAUCGUCGUCGUGAAGGCUAUCCCAAUGAACGAAAGGGGAGAAACUCUAGCCAACUCUUUUGAGGCACGAAAAGGAAAAAGCUUGAUCUCCUUUCAGCAGCUGAACCCUGAAGUAACAUUGCAGGAUGACGAAGGAAAACACAUAUUCCUGAAAGACGAAUCAACUCGAUCAGACCAUCAGGAAUCAAAGAAUGCUAUGGUCUCAUCGCUACUAACAACGUCUAGUACACCACCACCGGUAAUCACCACACAGGCUCAGGUUGUAACGGAAAAAAUAACUUCCACGGGGUCAAGCAACCCUACAACGGAAAACCCUACCACCCAACUCUCCGAUGCUUGGAUGAGAACAACAGCCGCCACAUAUACGAGCCAACCACCGGUCACUCGGAGUGCAAAAUCCAGAACUCGGAAUGAUAUAUUUAUUCCAGGUUUUCAUGAUCGAAAGAAGAAAAUGCCCGAAGAUGUGCAGGUAACCACGACAACUUCUACGACGAAGCCAAAACGCAGCUUCCCGCGUUCGUACUAUACAACGCCGCCACGACCAACGAUCAAACCCAAAGAUCGACCUCUAACGCAGGAAUCACUUUCGAGAAAAUUCUCACCGCUGAAAGAAGAUCAGUCAGAACAGAGGUCUCAAUUCACAGGUUUGACGCCAAGUGCAAAGGAAAGAUAUACGUUUACAGAAAAGAAGAAAAUAAUGGACGAAACCAAAGUAAAAUCCAUAGACGACGUUAAGGAAAGUGGACCGUUCUCAACAAAAAAAGAAUUAACUGCACCUCUAAAAAACAAAGAGAAAACAGAAAACUUAGAUCGAUUCGUCGAUUCGGAAGACCGAUACGAAGUUGCCGAAUCACAAACAAUCGAAACUGAGCAGCUUCCGAACAUCGUUAAGUUCAAUCGUGAUCAUGCAAUUGAACAAAAAAGGACUAGACAACAGAACCGGUUAGCAAAAAGACCAAAACCGUCUCACAUCCGAAACAUAGUCGGAAACAUAACAGAAGGAAACUCUCCUCAAUCUGUCUCAGUCUCCCUGUUUUCAGGAUUUAUUCGCGAGAAUAGCACAACAAACAAAUCAAACAACAAUCAAAGCGGAAGUGCUGCUCAAACCGAUAUCACGAGCGAAUCUACUGUCCAACAAGAGUUUCGAGACAAAGAUGGUAUCACUCCCGAAACUAAAUUCUUCCCCAUUACUGUCCAGCCCAUAGGACGAAAAAGAAUCCAGCAGUUAUCACGACUACCUUCGCGCUUAGCAUCAAGGCAGAGAGAAGACACUACUCCAUCAGUCAAAGUAGAAGCUACAAAAGAAAGUUCCCAUGUCGAUGAUACCAGCGGCAUAACGGCUGAUCAAAACAAAACUCCUGGUGCAAGUGAUCUUGUGAGCCAAGAUCCAAAAGAACAAGAAUCAGAACCAUUUCCUGGAGGCCUUGAAACAAAACCACAAAGUUUCUUCGACAGAAUUAGAAGUCGCCUUGCAUCGUUCAGGUCGAGACCCGUUUCGGCACAUGCGGUGAAACCAAGUGAGAAAUCGGAACAAGAAGACGAAGGUUCGGAGCGUUCAGUGCGAAGCAAAUGGAUAGCCAAACUUUCAACAGCAGCUCGCUCGCAACAAGAACAGCCAGCAACAACAGAAACGCCCCACCACGUCAUACCCAAAGAAGUACAGGCGGGCGAAAAGGUGGAAAAAGAAUCAGUAUUUGAGCAGCCAUUACGCAGCAUUGCCGAUCACUUCAACUCCAUGAGACAGAGAAACAAAUUCCGUACGAACAUUCGAGGAAAUACUGAGGGUUUGAAAUUUGAAAACGGCAAUAACGAGCACACACAACUAACGUCCAAAAUUCCAGAUACCGGUGCAUCAAAUGUCAUGGAAACGAACAUGAAAGAUUCGGUACUUGAUGGGAAUGAAGAGAAAAAGAAGAAGGCCAUCAAACUCUCCGACCGACCGAAUUUUCCCCGAGCCAGAGCCAAGGAUCCAACACAGAUAUCGCUUUCAAGUAACUCCCAUCAAGGAGAAGACAACCAACAAACAAAUCAGGACCAGAAACAUGCAGAACAAGAGCGAACAUCUCUUAGUCAAGACACUCCGCAACAAUCUGAGCAAAGUUACCAACACCAGUACCAUGACUACGAGAUACCUCAGUACCAUAACUGGGAGCCUGCCAAGCUUUAGGUAACUUAAAAAGUGGCCACUAAAUAGAUCGAUGAAAAAAUAGGUUAGAUUGCAUUAAUUAGUUACUGUAACACUGUAGCAUCUUGUAUGAUAUUCUACUCCGUUAACUACAAGAAGUUUUUUUUCCUAAUAGUAAUUAGAUCGGUGGAUUUAAAUAUUAUAUUAUUAUUACUACUAU